AUGAAAGUUAAAUUAAUUUUUUUACGUCUUUUGAAGAAAUUGAAAUCAUUUUUGGUCCUUAGUGUUACAGUUUCUUUACUGUUUUAUUACACUUUCCAAAAUGAAAUUGACAUUUUGAAUUCAUAUGCAGAGAACGAGUCCUUACCUACCAUCGAUACACAUGGGAAAGCAAAAGGAAGUGAUAUAUUAUUUGGUAAUGAAUUACCGUCUAUUACUAAUAUUGUAGAAGAUACAAACAUUAUUAGGCAAAAUAAUAUUCCUAGUGACCGAAAUGAUCAAAAUAAAGGGCCACCAAACAAAUUAAAUGAGCUACCAUCUCAAAAAGUUAAUCUAAACGAAAAGAAUAAGUAUUUUCCAUUGUUGGUUUCGUCUCCUGACCAUGAUCCAUCUUUACAUUACGAGCAAUACCAAUUAGGCGAUACAAUACCACCAUUGCAACCAAUCAACCCUUCAUCUUUUAAAGAAAAGUAUCCUGUAAUGUACGAAAAGUCAUUUCCAAUAGAUAUGACUGAUAAAGACACUUUGUCAUUUCCUGCUAUUUUGACAGAUCGUGAUAAUACUAUGCUUAAAAAAAUACAUGACAUAUUUAUUAAAUCGUGGGAACAACAAGUUUCACAAUGGAUGAGUGAUCCAUGGCCUAUAUGUCUUAUUGAUUCAUUGAGUACACUUUAUAUUAUGGGAGAUACAACAGACUUUCAAAGAGCAUUAAAUCUGUUAACAAAAAUCGAUUUCAAAAUACCUUACACUGUAAGUGAGCUAAUUGAUAUUCCAGAUUUAACAACUCGAGGUCUAGGUGGUUUACUUUCUUUAUAUGAACUCUCAGGAGAAGAUAUUCUUUUAGUUAAAGCCAAGCAACUGGGAGAUUUUAUUUUGAGAUCUUUUGACACCCCAAACAGAUUACCAGUAAUUUCGUAUCCUUGGAGAUCACCAUAUAAUAACAGGUUUCCAUAUAAAGAAACAAAGUUAGGCUCUAUGAUGAAAUUGACUUUAGAAUUAACAAAACUUUCACAACUAUCAUAUGAUAACAAGUACUUCAAUGCUGUUUAUAGUAUAUUACAAUAUGUGUGGGAAACUUCGAUGGAACUACCUAUUAAAUCUUUAUUUCCUAAUAUUGUGGAUGCGUCUGGUUGUAAAGUAUUGUCAAGUAAGGAAUUAUCUAUGGGUACCCACCAAAAGGAUCAGAUAAUGAAAAGUAUUAAUGAAAAUUUGAAUUUUGUCUUUUGUCAUCAGUUCAAGCACUUCAACAAUUAUUCAUCGACAAUAUCAGUGGAUGAUAAAGAUUAUUUUUCCAUAUAUGAUUCAUUAGCUAAAUUAUAUUCAUUACUUAAUGUUGAUAUUCUACAUUCUAUGAAGUCGGUCGCAGAACGUACUCAAGCAUUAAAUACAAUAGAUAAACAUAAAGGUUCUAAUGAUAAUGACUUAACAAAAGAAUCAUUAUCAUCUGAAAAUAAGCAAAAGAUCAUAGACUCAAACAUAAUAUUCCAUGAGGCUAUGGAAAAUAUUAUUAAUCUUAUGUUAUUUAAACCAUCAGCACCAACAAAUUUAACAGUUUUAACAAACCUGUAUACCAAUGCAUUAUAUUCACUUACCACCAACGAUUUAGAAGUACAAUUAAGAAGAGAUUUUACGUUUCAACCUGAGGCAUGUCAAUUUCCCUCCACUUUGCUUUAUGGAAACAAACUAUUUUUAGUUGAUAAUGAGAAGGAUAAUUUAUAUUUACAAGUAGCAUCCGACUUGGUGGAUUCCUGUUUUACUUUAUUUAAGGAGUAUCAUGGAGUAAUGAGGCCACUUUCUUUAGAUUGGGGAUCUGAAUAUUCAACUAUGCAUAGAUUAGCAUCGAUUAUGGAAGAUGAGGAGAUAGAUACUAUGAGUUCUAAUAAUUUUGAUUACGAUGAAAAUGUCAAGAUAGAGAAUAUUUUGAAAGGUAGACAUAUUGGUUUUGAGAAUGGUUUUGAUAUUCAUAAUGAAGUAUUUGCUUCAAAAGUGAAACAAUCCAACUUGAAUAGUGAAGAAUGGAAGCGAAGUUAUAGUUUUAUUAAAAAUGAAGCAUUCUUAAAUAUCAAGUUGACAAAUCAGGAUAUUGAUAUAGAGAAGAAAGUUUGGAAUAAGAAUUAUCAUAAACAUGCAGAUAUGCCAUUAUGGAUCAAUAAUAUUGAUGACUCCAAGGAAAGUGUUUUAUCACCUUUUUUGAUUAAAUCCUUGCUAUAUUUAUAUAGAAUGACAGGUAAUCAGAAAUGGAGACAAAUAGGGAAAGAAUUAUUUGAAAUAACCGUUAAUAAGAUUAGAGACUUGAAUUUGGGACCGAAAGGAGUAUGGAAAGUUAAUGAAAUAUCUAAAGAAAAUAUUCCGAGUUAUUGGUUUUCACAGACAUUAAAAUAUUACUAUUUGCUUUUUGAAGAUCCAUCUAAGUUUUCAUUUGAUGAUUAUGUCUAUACUGAUGGUGGACAUAUAAUGGCUAGGAACAAAAAAAGAUUCAAGAAAAAUAAAUCCCCCCUAAAGGAAACGUUAAGAUAG
This is a messenger RNA of Arxiozyma heterogenica, 2514 nucleotides long. It is a transcript of the gene MNL2, whose product is annotated as putative mannosidase MNL2. The record is from RefSeq and is a predicted model, not a curated record. The coding region runs from base 1 to 2514 and encodes 837 amino acids. Gene Ontology annotation, cellular component: membrane; endoplasmic reticulum. Gene Ontology annotation, molecular function: calcium ion binding; mannosyl-oligosaccharide 1,2-alpha-mannosidase activity. Gene Ontology annotation, biological process: carbohydrate metabolic process; mannose trimming involved in glycoprotein ERAD pathway. The transcript has a single exon. NCBI's taxonomy places the organism in Eukaryota, Fungi, Ascomycota, Saccharomycetes, Saccharomycetales, Saccharomycetaceae.